This is a messenger RNA of Effrenium voratum, 372 nucleotides long. Lineage: Eukaryota; Dinophyceae; Suessiales; Symbiodiniaceae. The record is from the annotation of a GenBank genome assembly.
GCCAGCAGCAGCAAGGCCAAGCCCAAGAAGAGGAAGCCCAAGGCAUCUGCCAAAGGGGCUCCCAAGCCCAAGGCGGCUGCCAAAGACGCAACGGAGGUGAAGAAGAAGAAGGUUCUCAAGGAGAUCGCAAACGCUAGCGCAGAAGCGGGCCAGUGGGAGAACAAGCUCAAAGAGAGCAAUGUGCCCAACCCUGAGGGGCAGAGCUUGACGUCCUGCCUCUUGGGGGACAUUACGGUCACGCUUGAUCGCAUGAAAGCGAUGCGGGAUGAGCUGGAGAAGCUUCAGGGGGAGAAGGCGGAGGCCAUGCUGCUCAGUGUCUCCGAGCUCCUCGAGACAUACAAGGCCGCCGUGAAGGCUUGCAAGAAGCACAUU